Messenger RNA from Neofelis nebulosa (Clouded leopard), 6887 nucleotides. RefSeq names its product myosin IIIA (gene MYO3A). The coding region runs from base 206 to 5152 and encodes 1648 amino acids. The record is from RefSeq and is a predicted model, not a curated record. The transcript is spliced from 35 exons. Gene Ontology annotation, molecular function: protein kinase activity; cytoskeletal motor activity; protein binding. NCBI's taxonomy places the organism in Eukaryota, Metazoa, Chordata, Mammalia, Carnivora, Felidae. Gene Ontology annotation, cellular component: myosin complex. Gene Ontology annotation, biological process: protein phosphorylation.
CCCGCGCCCGCCCCGAGCCGGCCGGGAGUAUUUGAGCUGGAGCGCGGAGGGGGCGUGUGGAGAACGUGCGGGGAGAACCCGAGGGGAGGUCGCGAAUCGUCCCCGCGGCCCCGGGGAGAACUUGUGGCGGCGCCGCGUUGGGUCGGCCGCAGGGAGCUGUUGCUCGGGGAUGACUUCUCUAGAAGCAGUGAUUUAAACUUGUGAGAUGCUUCCAUUAACUGGAAAAACAAUCAUCUUUGAUAACUUUCCUGAUCCUUCUGAUACAUGGGAAAUCAUUGAAACGAUCGGCAAAGGAACUUACGGGAAAGUUUUUAAAGUGUUAAAUAAGAAAAAUGGCCAAAAAGCAGCAGUGAAAAUUCUGGAUCCGAUUCAUGACAUUGAUGAAGAGAUUGAAGCAGAGUAUAACAUCUUAAAAACGCUUUCUGACCACCCUAAUGUGGUCAGAUUCUAUGGGAUGUACUUUAAGAAGGAUAAAAUACAUGGAGAUAAGCUGUGGUUGGUUCUUGAGCUGUGCAAUGGAGGAUCAGUGACAGAUCUCGUGAAGGGUUUUCUGAAGAAGGGCAAAAGAAUGAGUGAGCCCAUAAUUGCCUAUAUUUUACGUGAAGCACUAUUGGGACUUCAGCAUUUGCAUAACAACAAAACUAUCCACCGAGAUGUAAAAGGAAAUAACAUUCUGUUGACCACUGAAGGUGGAGUUAAACUUGUAGAUUUUGGUGUGUCUGCACAACUCACCAGCACUUGGCACCGUAGGAAUACAUCCGUGGGAACACCAUUUUGGAUGGCUCCUGAGGUGAUUGCAUGUGAACAGCAAUUGGAUACCACUUAUGAUGCCAGGUGUGACACAUGGUCCCUGGGGAUCACAGCCAUCGAGCUAGGGGAUGGAGAUCCUCCACUGGCCGACCUGCAUCCUAUGAGAGCACUCUUCAAAAUACCAAGGAAUCCACCCCCCCAUCUAAGGCAGCCUGAGAUAUGGUCAGCAGAAUUCAAUGACUUCAUUAGCAAGUGCUUGACUAAAGAUUAUGAAAAGCGUCCAACAGUAUCAGAUCUUUUACAGCAUAAAUUCAUUACUCAAAUUGAGGGCCAAGAUGUGAUGUUGCAGAAGCAGCUGAUGGAAUUCAUUGAUAUUCAUCAAGGCAUGGGAGGCACAGAAAAAGCCAGACAUGAACGUAUUCACACCAAGAAAAGUAACUUCAGUAGAUCACUAAUAUCCACUCUGAAGGAUGUAGACGAUUUAGCAACCCUAGAAGUUUUGGAUGAGAAUACAGUCUCCGAGCAACUUGAGAAGUGUUAUUCCAGAGAUCAGAUUUACAUCUAUGUGGGAGAUAUACUCAUUGCUCUUAAUCCUUUUCAGAGUCUGUGUCUUUAUUCCACAGAGCAUUCAAAACUAUAUAUUGGAGCAAAGAGAACUGCCAAUCCUCCUCACAUUUUUGCAAUGGCUGACGUAGGAUACCAGUCCAUGAUAACAUAUAAUUCAGAUCAGUGCAUUGUUAUUUCUGGAGAAAGUGGUGCUGGAAAGACUGAAAGUGCUCAUCUUUUGGUUCGGCAGCUGACGGUGCUUGGAAAGGCUAAUAACAGAACUCUGCAAGAGAAGAUUUUACAAGUGAACAAUUUGGUGGAAGCCUUUGGCAAUGCCUCCACUAUUAUAAAUGACAAUUCCAGCCGAUUUGGAAAAUAUUUAGAAAUGAAAUUUACCUCUUCUGGAGCUGUAGUGGGAGCACAGAUUUAUGAAUACCUUCUGGAGAAAUCCCGAGUUAUCCACCAGCCUCUUGGAGAAAAAAAUUUUCAUAUUUUUUAUUACAUCUAUGCUGGAUUAGCUGAAAAGAAGAAACUAGCCCAUUACAAAUUGCCUGAAAAUAAGCCUCCCAGAUAUCUACAAAAUGACCACCUCAGAACAGUACAGGAUAUGAUGAAUAAUAGUUUCUAUAAAUCCCAAUAUGAAUUAAUUGAGCAAUGUUUCAAAGUCAUAGGUUUUACAAUGGAGCAACUUGGAAGCAUAUACAGUAUACUGGCUGCAAUCAUGAAUGUUGGAAACAUUGAAUUUUCUUCUGUGGCAACUGAACACCAGCUUGACAAGAGCCACAUUUCCAAUCAUGCAGCUCUGGAAAACUCUGCUUCUUUGCUUUGCAUUCAGGCAGAUGAACUAAAAGAAGCUCUUACCUCCCACUGUGUGGUCACUAGAGGAGAAACCAUUAUUCGACCCAAUACGGUCGAAAAAGCUACUGAUGUCAGAGAUGCUAUGGCCAAAACUUUAUACGGGCGUCUCUUUAGUUGGAUAGUCCAUCGCAUUAACAGCUUAUUGAAGCACGGCACAUCGCCAAGUGGGAACGGUGAUGAGCUGAGCAUUGGCAUUCUGGAUAUAUUUGGCUUUGAGAACUUCAAAAAAAAUUCCUUUGAGCAGCUGUGCAUUAACAUUGCAAAUGAACAAAUUCAGUAUUAUUUCAAUCAACACGUGUUCACAUGGGAACAGAUGACCCACCUGCCAUUGAUGGAAUUAAAUUCCUCCAUGAAGUUGCUGGAAAUAAAUUCUCUUUCUCUGAACUCCUUAUGGUACUACAUUAAUGAAUACCUAAAUGAGGAUGUUAAUGCCAGAGUUAUUGAAUAUGAAGAUAACCGGCCCCUCCUAGAUAUGUUUCUGCAGAAGCCGAUGGGUCUACUGUCCCUACUUGAUGAAGAAAGUAGAUUUCCCAAGGCCACCGACCAGACUCUUAUAGAAAAAUUUGAAGGUAACCUGAAAUCACAGUACUUCUGGAGGCCCAAAAGAAUGGAACUUAGUUUUGGAAUUCACCAUUAUGCGGGAAAGGUCCUCUAUAAUGCAAGUGGGUUCUUAGCUAAAAAUAGAGACACUCUUCCAACAGAUAUUGUGCUGCUUUUGAGAUCAUCCGAAAACAGCGUAAUUCGGCAACUGGUCAGUCACCCUCUGACAAAAACAGGUAAUCUGCCACAUUCUAAAACUAAAAAUAUAAUAAACUAUCAAAUGAGGACCUCAGAAAAAACAAUCAACUUGACAAAGGGUGAAACUGGAGAAGCCACACGUCACGCCAUAGAGACAACCAACAUGAAAACACAAACAGUUGCAUCAUAUUUUAGAUAUUCUCUGAUGGAUUUGUUAUCUAAAAUGAUGGUGGGCCAACCUCAUUUUGUCCGGUGCAUCAAACCAAAUAAUGACCGUCAGGCAAGAAAAUACGACAGAGAGAAAGUUCUCCUACAGCUUCGCUACACAGGAAUUCUGGAAACAGCAAGAAUUCGAAGGCUGGGGUACUCACAUCGGAUACUUUUUGCUAACUUUAUAAAGCGGUACCAUGUUCUCUGCUACAAGUGGAAUGAAGAACCCCCAGUGAGCCCUGACACCUGUGCCACCAUUUUGGAAAAAGCUGGUCUGGAUAACUGGGCUCUUGGAAAAACGAAAGUGUUCCUUAAAUAUUAUCAUGUGGAACAGUUAAAUUUAAUGCGAAAGGAAGCCAUUGACAAGCUUAUUUUGAUUCAAGCCUGUGUCAGAGGAUUCUUGGAUUCAAGGAGGUACCAAAAAAUACAGGAGAAAAGAAAAGAGAGUGCUAUAAUAAUACAGUCAGCUGCAAGAGGACAUCUAGUCAGGAAACAAAGAAAAGAAAUUGUUAACACAAAAAACACAGCAGUAACAACUCUUCAGACUCAUGAUCAGCAAUUUGACUACAAGAAAAACUUUGAAAAUAAAAGGGAAUCUUUUGUGAAGAAACAGACAGAAAAUGUGGUCCCUACUAACGAAACAGUCAUUCCAGCUCCAAAUAAUAAAGGGAGUACAUCUGCAGUGAAGACUUCUACUUUCAGAGUUGAAGGGGAAGCCAUGAUUGCUGUUGAAAGUAACAACAGAGGACAUCAAACUCAGAAAAAAAUGAAUAACAUGUAUGGAGAAGAGGCUAAGCAGGAAGUGUAUCUGGUGGGGGACCCUUGGACAGAAGGACAGCCUAAGAAGAAAUAUGCGAAAGACCUGGAAGAGAAUAGUAAGGUAAGGAGAGUGGAGGAGGAGAACACUGUGCUCCAGAAUUACUACCAGAGGUAUGCAGAGGAAAGGAAUUUUGAAGAAUCAAAAGUAGCAUAUCUAGAAAGGAAGGCCAUCUCGGAAAGGCCAAGCUACCCAGGACUUUGGGUGGUGGAGAAUGAGACAAAGCAACCUUCUUUAACAAAAAGUUUGGAACCCAGUCUUAGCCAAAGGUCAGUUCAUCAAAAUGCAGAUAGCAAGGAAAAAGAAAAGAAGACAUCUGUAGUUACCCAGAAUGCACCAGUGUGCAGCCAUCAGAGAAGCCAUUUGACGCCUGGGUCGGUCAGAGAGAGGCCAGCCCAAGCCAGCAUGCACGCCCAGGAGGAAGAUAGAGCAGCAGUGUUCGUUCAGAGCAAAUACCGGGGCUACAAGAGAAAGCAGCAAUUACAGAAGGACAGGAUGUCUUCUUUGCAAAGUCAAAAGGUUGUUUCAAAACCAACAGAAGUAGCAACAAAUACCCAUGAUUUAUACUCCUAUCCCACAAAACAUGAGGAAUCCUGUAAUAUCAGGACAAAGAAUGAUAGAGACUCAAAGGCAGUUUUAGAGAACGAAGCAUGUGAUUUGGCAAUCUUUUCAAAACAGAUAUCAAAGUUAUCUGAAGAAUAUUUCAUUCUGCAGAAAAAACUGAAUGAAAUGAUUUUGUCACAGCAACUGAAGCCUCUUUAUCUGGGUGUCUAUCCUCAUAAGCCAAUUAAUAGACGAGUUUCUUCUCAGCAGUGCCUCUCAGGUAUCUCUAAAGAAGAAGAGCCAAAAAUAUUGAGGCCCCCAAGACGGCCCCGGAAACCCAAAACAUUAAAUAACCCUGAGGACUCCACAUACUAUUAUCUACUACAUAAGUCAAUCCAAGAAGAAAAACGAAGACCAAGGAAAGAUAGUCAGGGGAAAUUAUUAGAUUUGGAAGAUUUCUAUUAUAAGGAAUUUUUGCCUAGUCGUUCUGGACCAAAGGAACAUAACCCUAGCUUAAGAGAACGAAGACAAGAGAGAGAACACCAGCAUCGAUGUUUUAAUGCUGAUGAAAGGUUCUGGGCGGAGGAGAACCAGGGGCUGGAGGAAAAUGGGCCCGCAACCAAUCCCUACGACUACAGGAGGCUCCUGCGCAAGACCUCCCAGCGGCAGCGCCUCGUGCAGCAGGUGUAGCCCGGCUCGGGGAGGCCACCGCGGUGGGAAUGUGCGCGAGACUGCGGGGUUGCAGGAGCCAAAGCCCGGGCGCUGGCACGACCAGGCGCUGAUGCCCCGGCCCUGACCAUGGCAGGGGCUGUCCGCUGCGCUCGCCUCUCGAGUGUCAGGGCCAGCCUCACCGAAGGAGGAGGAGAAGUGAGAGCCUUGAUGCCGCGUCUCGGCACUCCGGCACCCUGCACUCCCACCAGCCCGCCAGCUGGGGCAUCCCUAUCCCUGGCCCCCAAUGUAUCUCUUUGUUCACUCAUUUGAGACUCCUGUGGACCCAACUGCGCCUGAGCUCUCGCCGAUCCCUCCUCUCUCAUUUUGGAAGACUUCAAAGAUUUCUUUUUCCUUGGAAACCGCUCUCCCAGGCCUGCGGGACACUGGAGGGGCGAGUAAAACAAAGCCCGGUGGGAGAAGAGGCGAGGGGGGAGGGGGGAAGCUUUGAAGAUGAACUCCUUCUUAAACUCGCGCUUUCCCUUCCCUUGGUUAUUGAGGUUAUUAAAUAAAGGAACUGCCUUGGAAAGUCCGUGGCUUUCGGGGCUGGUACGCCAUAUUCCCCUUUAGGGCUAGACUCCUGCUGUCCAGCUGUGCGGGUGCAGGUGCCCAGGCAAGGAAGUGACCGUGCCUUCUGUCUCCUCCAGCGAACAAUCAUCGCCUCCAGACAUCCCAAACAAACAUACUAAGUUAAAACCUGAGUCUUGCGGCGCAAACGUGACCUCCAGACAAAUCCCCAAACCCCACACACACACUGCGCGCGCGCGCACACACACACACCUUUGGUCCCACCGCUGAGCUAACUGUUGGGCUUUUUAGGUUCUUCUAGUCUGAAGAUUUGGGGCGAUCUCGGCGCCAAAUUUUGGCGUAUGUAAGAGGGAUGGGCAAUGGGUAGGCAGAGAGGUUUUUCUCAGUUGAUUGCGUCUUAUUUUAGAACCUGGGUUGAGCCCUUCUAUGGAACUGACACCCUCCGUUGUCAACGGGGUCUGAAGAGCGCGCGGAAGGAUGACGAAGUGAUUUCACGGACGACUGAACUAGGAGGAGGGUUCUGGCUGGGAUAGGGCUUGUUCCUUUUGCUGGUGUCCCUCGCGUGCGGGGCCCGAAGCCAGAAGACUGGAUUGAGUGAGGACGGGUGGACGUUCGUUAGCCGCUUGCUCAUCAGAAGUAUUCUCCAACCCAAAAUGUUGACGCCGAAAGGUCCCCCAGAGAUGCUCCUACAACCUCUUCAUUUUACCGAGGAGACCCCCGAGAGGUGAAACCUCCCACAGUGGCCGGAUCGAGCUCAGAGUUCAAGGGCGCUGUAGGCCCUGCACCUUCCCCGGGUUCUCCUUGCGGCCUCCGCUGGGGCUCAGCCCAGCAGACCGACGGCUGGGUUGUGACUUGCUGCAGGCUGGGCCUAGCUCAGGCACCGGUGAAACCAGCGCCGCGGGGCACUGUAUACGGCCGAGGGGGAGAGAGGGAUUGUGGACCCCGAGGUGAAUCGAGUCCCUCCGCCGCAACCUACCCAUCCACCUACCACCUACCACCACAAAGCCCUUGGGGGGCAAAGCUGAGCUCCGCGUCGCUACCAGGCCCCUUCUUAAAGCUUUUGAAGUGGCCUGUGUAGACCAGAGCCCUGGCAGUCCGGCCCUUCGGUUCUGGAUUGGGAGGCAGUAGGCUCCCUCCCUAAACUCCCCACCCACUUUUUAAGUGAGAUUAAAGGAAUGGGAAACGCUUA